AUGAAAUUUCCAAUGCAAAUCAAUCUGUUUGCUGUUUUUGCACUCAGCUUUCUUUUUUUCGCUAUCGUCAUUGCAACACCAUUUCCUGGUGGCGGCGGCGAUGGUGAUGGUGGUCGCGGCUCACCUCCAGGUCGUGCUUCUUCACCCGACCAUGUAUUCAUCACCACUUUUCCUACGCAUUCAUCCCCUAGUCACUCAUCAAGCUCUUCUUCUCCAAAGCCAUCAAGCUCUUCUUCUCCAAAGGCAAAAGGGAAAAAGCCUGUGCCGGAACGAGGCCCAAACGUCGAUUCAGCUAAACAAUACACCAGUCGAACGGCUGGGUAUUAUCUAGCAGAUGCAGGUCAUAGUCUCGCAAUGGCAGGUACAACGUUCAUCGGUAAUCCGAUCGCAGGAGGCAUUGGAGCAGCUCGUCGUGCAACAAAGGCUGCAUUGGUGAAAAGUCAUGUGAUUGGAAAAGGUCUAACAUCAGAACAAAGAUCAGAUAUUGCACGCAAAGAAUUACAUCAGGCCAAGGAAGUGGGAUUAUCUGGCAUUAAAACUGGUGCAAUGCAUACUGCCGGUUUUGCCUGUCAAGCGGGCUGCAAUUUGAUCUCAUCUGGAGCACAAGUCCAAAAAACGAUUAGCAGACAUGGAGCGAGUGAAGCAUAUCCAAAUCAUGAUGACUUUGAAAGUUUCAAAAAGAAAGCCCAUACGAAAAAAGGCGAAUUGAGCAUUGAUCGAAAAGAGACAAGAAGUCAAACAUUUCAUGGAAUGUUAGAUAUGGUCAAAGGUAAACAGCCCGAUUACGGACCAAGAUCUCAUCGCAAGGCCAAUUGGGGCUAUUCCAAAUCAGCAAAGAUCCCCGAAUUGCGUCAGGAUGCACCACGAGAUACGAUGUACAUAAGCUCUAUAGCAGUGCUUCUUCUCAAUCGAAUUUCUCCCAUGUAUAUUCUUGAUGAAAUGAUUAUGCAGGUCAUAAUAAUCGCAGCAACCAGCAUCUUCUCAGUUCUUUCAGUCAUUCAAGCAGUACCACUCGAAGCCUUCUCAAGAUCUUCUUCUUUUGCAUCUGCGGGAAGCUUGAGUCCAAAUACCUAUCUACGUUCACCAUCACCGGCAUUUUCUCUCCAUGCUUCGCCUGCCAUCCCAUCUAACCAAGAGACGAAACAGUACGACCCAACCACAUACGCAAAGAAGUUAUCAAGGGUAUAUGCAAAAGCCAGUAUUAAUCAUGCAGGUUUGGCAAUCACAACUGCAAUUGGUCAUGCUUGUGCUGGAGCGUAUGGGGCGAUGAAGUGUAUCGGUAAAGCAGGUUUGACCAAAGCUGGAAUCAUGAACAAAGAUUUACCAAGACCAGUUCGAGAAACGCAAGCGAAGCAAUACAUUCAAGAUGCCAAGCAAAUCUUUAAUCAAGGUAGAAAAGAGGCCAGAAAACAAUCCCACGAUAAAGCGAUCGAAACCGGAUUUAUGAUAGCCGAAAGUUGGUCCAACCGCAAACUUGGAAAAAGACCUCAAAUGGCUAGAAAAGUAUACAGCGGAAAAGAUCAAAAUGCACUGAAAGAAGUCAAAAGUCAAUUGCAUUCUUUCCGUAGCGAGUCGAAAAAGAAACAGCGCACCUCGAUUAGGCAAAGUAGCGGUCUCAGAAGAGAAGGGGCGCCAGCUGGAGUUUGA
Molecule: messenger RNA, 1647 nt
Organism: Meira miltonrushii
Lineage: Eukaryota; Fungi; Basidiomycota; Exobasidiomycetes; Exobasidiales; Brachybasidiaceae
Exons: 2
Coding region: 1-1647 (548 amino acids)
Source: RefSeq, a predicted model, not a curated record